AUGCCUCAUUCAUCCUCCGACGAGGAUGCGCUCUGCUCCCAAGAACGAUCUUCCCUCUGGUCCCGUUUCGGCGCCCGCUUCAGCGGCGCCUUCAGCGGCGCAGACCCUCGAGUCUGUGUCGCAUUUUGGCUGUUUGGCCUGAUCAACAAUGUCCUUUAUGUGAUCAUUCUCUCCGCAGCCGUAGAUCUAGUCGGCCCAGAUAUACCCAAAGGCGUUGUUCUUCUCGCGGAUGUGAUCCCCUCGUUUGUGACCAAGCUCGUCGCCCCGUACUUCAUCCACCUGGUCCCGUACUGGAUGCGCGUCAUCAUAUUCGUCUUCCUGUCAGCUGUCGGUAUGCUGGUUGUGGCCAUGAGCCCGAGCUAUACGGAUGGAGGUACAAUUUCGUCGAAGAUCGCAGGGAUCAUUCUGGCUAGCUUCUCUAGCGGUGGCGGUGAGCUAAGCUUCAUGGGUCUCACGCAUUACUACGGCCCGUUCAGUCUGGCAGCGUGGGGCAGUGGGACUGGUGCUGCCGGUUUGAUCGGGGCUGGUGCUUACGCCCUGGCGACUUCGGCACUGGGGCUCUCUGUCCGUAGCACAUUGUUGGUUUCCGCAUGCCUACCUGCUGUGAUGGUGCUGAGCUUCUUCGUCGUGCUACCCAAGUCACCUCUGCGGUCUGCCGAAUCUGCAGAUAGAUACCGUGUCAUUGAAGGCGGAGAGGAAGUGGAGGAAGAUGAGAUGGAUAGCGGACGUGGGGAAAACGAGGGACUUCUGGGGUUGUCGCACGGUGCCACCACUUCUCAGAAGUCCGCGCAACUCGGUCAAGAUGGUUCCUGGAAGGAUCAGGCUAUGUUGAAUCUUCGUCGCGUGAAGGCUUUAUUUAUCCCUUUUAUGGUUCCCAUGCUGCUCGUUUAUAUUGCCGAGUAUGUGAUCAAUCAAGGGGUUGCACCUACUCUACUUUUUCCCUUGCGCGAGUCGCCCUUCGAGCACUUCCGAUCUUUCUACCCCACCUACAAUGCCAUCUACCAGAUCGGUGUGUUCAUCUCCCGCUCCUCUACCCCGUUCUACCGCAUUCAUCAUCUGUACCUCCCUUCGCUAUUGCAGGUACUCAAUCUGGUGGUGCUGACUCUUCACGCUUUGUUCGACUUCAUCCCGAGUGUCUGGAUUGUGUUCAUCAUCAUAUUCUGGGAGGGACUUCUCGGUGGCGUGGUGUAUGUCAACACCUUUGCCGAGAUAACUGAUCGUGUACCGAAAGAGGACCGUGAAUUCUCACUCGGAGCGACCACUGUCAGUGACUCUGGUGGUAUCUGUAUUGCCGGACUGCUCAGUAUGGGAUGGGAGGUCUCGUUGUGUAAUUGGCAAGUAGGACAUGGACGGGACUAUUGCCGUCAAAAAGUAUGGACCCUACAGCCACCGACUGGGGCAUACGAGUCUAAAGAACAUCUAGAUCACGUCUUGGGGAGACCCUCCACCCGCUUUCGCAAGAUCCAAGUAUUUGCGGUAGUCUCUUUUUGGUCGAUUUACUUGCUUAAAGCGGAUAAACAUGGUCCACCAUUCAUUCGAUCACUCUCGUCCCGCUUCACGAGCAAAUUAACAACAUGGCAGACCACCGUCAUCAUAUUUCUCUGGCUCUACCUCAGCCGAAACUUUGCCAAGAUUGUCGGCCUCGAAUGCCCGGAGCCAUUAGCAAACAUGUACUCACGGUCCUUCUUCCGCGCAACGUGGAUCACCACAGGUCUGGAUGCUGGAUUUUGGACUGCUAUGAACAUAAAGCCCAAAUGGUUGAGGGAUAUAGCCUCUUUGGUCUUCACGGUCUACUACUUGGUCGCUGCCGAACAAGCGGACGAGAAGGUCCGUCGUGUCCGGGCCACUUUGACGCUGGAGCAUCUGCGUGUUUCUUGGAACAAAGCGACUAGUCCCUACUUGUGGAAUCUGGCGAGACUAUUACGGCCACGAAUGACACAAUAUCCGGCUCGGGCGAUUAGAAUCCCUCGGCCAGCACAGUCAAUCUAUACCGAGCCGGUGAAUGCAUGGCUUUACUUCGAUGGCCCGCUCAGUGCAUUGAAGCAACAAAAAUCCAUCGUGUUAGAUGUUCCGGGCGGUGGUUUUGUGGCCAUGAGCCCUAGGAAUUCAGAGGAUAAGUUACUUGCCUGGGCGGGUCGACUCAAAGUGCCCGUUCUUAGCGUCGACUACAAGAAGGCGCCAGAAUAUGCGUAUCCACAUGCGCUACACGAAUGCUAUGAUGUUUAUCAUAGCAUCGUUGCUACGAACGGUCGUUGCAUGGGCCUUGAAGGCAAGCUUCGACCACAAAUUCUCGUCACCGGUGAGAGUGCUGGUGGCAAUCUAGCUGUAGGAAUGACUUUGAUGAUCUUGCAAUCUGCGAUGUCUCAGGGAUGGCGUCGAGAGGAUGAGCUUCCUGCUCCUGAUGGUCUUGUUCUGGGAUAUCCUGCCCUCAAUAUGAGGGUAGAAAGCUGGAUGAGCGACGAGCAGAUGUCUCUGAUUCAAGACAAAAGCUCUCGACAGACUAACCGCAGUGUCCUUCAACGAAAGCAAGACCAAUAUCGCAAACUCACCCCUUUUACUUCUCCCGGUCGCUCGGUCGAAGAUCUGACCGCAAUCUCACCACCAGACAAGGCAAAAGACAAGGAGACCGAUAUCGCAACCGAGACUGCCAAAUCUUUGGAGAAGAAGCUUCAGAAGAACGAGGAGCUGGGUACAAAAGCUCUGGCCAAACAAGAGGAUAAUGUCAAACCAAUUAAGACCAGGCUUGCCGUCUCUUCUAUGAUCACCUAUGUGCAUGAUCGAAUCCUCACACCCGAAAUGACUCGUGCAAUGAUCAUUUUGUAUAUCGGACCACAUCACCGCCCAGAUUUCAACACCGAUUUUCUUCUGUCGCCUGUUCUAGCUCCCGAUGCCCUACUUGCUCGGUUCCCAAAGACAUACAUCAUGACUGGAGAGCGAGACCCUCUGGUUGAUGACACCGUGAUUUUCGCAGGAAGAUUGCGCCAGGCGAAACUUCAUCAGUUCCGUGAGCGCCAGGACUUGGGACUAGAGAAAACCAACCGCCCCUUCAAUGAAAAGAAUUACGUUGAAUUGUCCCUCAUCCCUGGCGUGUCACAUGGAUUCAUGCAAAUGGCUGGAUUCUUCCCGGAUGCGUGGAAGUAUAUCAAUCGCAGUGCAGACUGGCUUGAAAACUUAUUCAAGAACAAUGAGACGGAAAAUGCCCUUGCAAACUCACUGGGCAUUGAAGAGGGCGCACAAGCAAACACCUCCCUUAAGUGGUCCGGCUCUGCAGAUCAUGGAAAGACCCCCUCGAAACAAGGGCGCAAUCAUCGCCGAAUCCUAACCGGCGAGUCCUCCGGGGAUGAUGAUAGACCUUUGGAGAUGAGCAUGAGCAAGAUCAAUCUGAACACCGGCGAUGCGGCAUCGGAGCCAAAGCCCGAGCACCGUACACGCCGGCGAAGAUCGCGAUCUUCAUUUGCUUCUUCGCAGUUCACUGGAUUCACAUCCUUGGGAGAUGAUCACAGAGCCAAGGAUGACUUCAUUGCUAAGCUUCGACACUUGGAGAGGUCUGGCCGUGGUGACCCGUUCGAUGCGGAUGAGACGAACAGUGCACCGGAAAGUCCGACUACAGCUCGUCCUCGAGGACGCAGUAUCGCAUCUCUAGACAGUGAAGAGGAUAUUUUGGAUCGUCGCAUGAAUGGACUUGCUGGUGGGCUGAUGGGUAUUGGGGAAGGAGCGCAGACUCCUGGCUUGUAA
Molecule: messenger RNA, 3735 nt
Organism: Penicillium salamii
Lineage: Eukaryota; Fungi; Ascomycota; Eurotiomycetes; Eurotiales; Aspergillaceae
Source: the annotation of a GenBank genome assembly